AUCGCCAUCACCGACUCUUCCUCCUCUCCUUCGCGACCCUACGCUCCCACGUCAUUUCACACUCUCGCGGCCCACCACAGAAUGGCGCUCCCGAGCAACCCCAACGGCAUGAUGGCCAACAUGAACCCCACGGCCGGCAUGUCCGAGCAAGAAGCCCAGAUGACCAAGAUGAUCCAAGCAUCCAUGGAGUCCUGCGUCGGCAAGACGGUCAUGGCGGGCGUCAUGGGCGGCGGCCUGGGCGCCAUGUUCGGCCUGUUCAUGGCCUCGAUGCGCUACGACACGCCCAUGGGCCAGCCGCUGGCGACCGCGCACGCAUCCCCCGUCGCCGCGGGCGCCGCAAGCACCACCGCGAAGGAAGUCGGAAGCACGGCUGCGGCCUCGGCAACGAAAGCAACAGGCACCCCGAUCACAAACGCCGUCAAAGCCGCCGCGACCUCGAGCGCGGCGUCGCCCUCCACACUCCCCACCGCCGCAGCCACGCAAGCCCUCUCCUCGGGCGGAGCCGCAGUAGCAGCGGCGCCCGCGGCGACGAGUCCCUUCGCGCAACCCGGCAUCUCGGAUCUGCCGCUGAAGCAGCAGCUCAAGCACGGGCUGCGGGACAUGUACCGGUCGUCGCUGGCGUCGGGCAAGAACUUCGCCAAAGUGGGCGCGAUAUUCAGCGGGACCGAGUGCGCGAUCGAAGGGCUGCGGGCGAAGAACGACCUUUACAACGGCGUCGCGGGCGGGUGUAUUACGGGCGGCGUGCUGGCGAGGAAUGCGGGGCCGCAGGCGGUCGCGGUCGGGUGUGCGGGGUUUGCGGUGUUUUCGGCCGCGAUUGAUGCGUACAUGCGAAUGCCCGAGGACGAGCGGAGCAGACCGAUUGCGUAGAUGGUCGCGCACGUUUCAUCGAGCAUUGGGCUGUGUGAAAGAGAGAAGGGAGUGUAAUUGUACUAUAUACUACACGCGACUCAGACAGGCGUGGCACGCAUAGCAUUGGGCGGCGUUUAGGAUCUCACUACGAAGACAUGGUUAGCAACGCAGCACAUUCCGAGGGCUCGAGGGCUCGAGCAUUGUUCAAUACAGUGAUUAUCAUCAGGCUGUGCUUAAGGCCUCACGAAGGGUGUCUCACGAAGUGUCUGACAAAACGUUGGAGUAAUUAUACCAUUUCUG
Molecule: messenger RNA, 1149 nt
Organism: Didymella exigua CBS 183.55
Lineage: Eukaryota; Fungi; Ascomycota; Dothideomycetes; Pleosporales; Didymellaceae
Product: mitochondrial import inner membrane translocase, subunit Tim17/22
Exons: 3
Coding region: 82-867 (261 amino acids)
Biological process (GO): protein insertion into mitochondrial inner membrane
Cellular component (GO): TIM22 mitochondrial import inner membrane insertion complex
Molecular function (GO): transmembrane protein transporter activity
Source: RefSeq, a predicted model, not a curated record